AUGCUUCUUUGGCGGGAGUACAAGCGUGCCGACGGGGGGUCGGGCAACGGCUCGGUGGAGAAACCACCGUGGUAUCCGUACAUGGAGCUGCACAACCAAGACACCACCGCAGCCGCACCGCAUGCCAUGGACGGAGGUGGGGCGAAUAACGUCAACGUGCCGGCGGGCAUGGAGGUUUCAACUUCGUCCCAGCCAGGCACGUCAACUCCAUGCUUUACAGCUCCUCCGCCUACGACCACUGCCAAACCCAGGCGAGCCCGGGUGCAUGAGACGGCUACCAUGCAAGCGGCGAUGCUGGUCCCCGCCACCAUCAAGGACUGCCACGGUGACGCGAUGACUCGCAUUGAAGGCCUCGUCCGUGAAUGGAUGGCGCAAGACCUCCGACUUGCCCGCGAGCGCAUGACUGACUCGGCUCCCCCGGAUGUGCACCGCGCGCCGCCGGAUUUCUCCCAACGGCCGCCACGCGGGGAGUCCGCGCCACCCCCCGAAACCGCACGGCCGCGAGAAGAUGUGGGCGACGUCAACACCGUCACUCCGGCGGCCGAGGAUGUGGAGAUAUGGGUGCGCGGCGCCGACGAUUAG
Molecule: messenger RNA, 582 nt
Organism: Closterium sp. Yama58-4
Lineage: Eukaryota; Viridiplantae; Streptophyta; Zygnematophyceae; Desmidiales; Closteriaceae
Source: the annotation of a GenBank genome assembly